GCCGCCGCCGCCGCCGCCGCCCGGUGCGUCGCGGCCAGCCCGCGCGUCCUCCCCGCCGCCCGGGGGCUGCUCCGUCUGGGCCAUGGAUGGCGGGGAUCUGAUGAGCUUCUUUCUUCUGGCAUCAUUAACGGACCUUUUACCAUGAACAGUUCUAACCCAGCAAGUGUGUAUGCUAAUGGGAAUGAUAACAAGAAAUUUAAAGGCGAUAGACCUCCCUGUUCACCUUCUCGAGUUCUCCAUCUGCGCAAAAUUCCAGAUGAUGUCACCGAAGCAGAGGUCAUCUCAUUAGGUCUACCCUUUGGCAAAGUAACUAAUCUUUUGAUGUUGAAAGGAAAAAGCCAGGCUUUCUUAGAAAUGGCUUCGGAGGAAGCAGCUGUUACUAUGGUGAAUUAUUACACUCCUGUUACUCCUCACCUUCGAAGCCAGCCUGUUUUUAUUCAGUAUUCCAAUCACAGAGAACUUAAGACUGACAAUCUACCUAAUCAAGCUAGAGUCCAAGCUGCGCUGCAGGCCGUCAGUGCUGUUCAGUCGGGAAAUCUGGCCCUUCCUGGAGCUCCUGCCAAUGAAGGCCCAAUCUUACCUGGGCAGAGCCCUGUCCUUCGAAUAAUUAUUGAGAACCUCUUUUACCCUGUCACUCUGGAAGUUCUUCAUCAGAUAUUCUCUAAAUUUGGCACAGUCUUGAAGAUAAUCACCUUCACAAAGAAUAAUCAGUUUCAAGCCUUGCUUCAGUAUGCUGACCCAUUGAAUGCACAUUAUGCAAAAAUGACUCUGGAUGGCCAGAAUAUCUAUAACGCAUGCUGUACUCUGCGCAUUGACUACUCCAAGCUCACCAGCCUUAAUGUGAAAUAUAAUAAUGACAAAAGUCGAGACUUCACUCGCUUAGACCUUCCUACGGGUGAUGGCCAGCCGUCCCUUGAGCCCCCAAUGGCUGCUGCUUUUGGUGCACCAGGUAUCAUUUCCUCACCAUAUGCUGGGACUGCUGGAUUUCCCCCAGCCAUUGGAUUUCCUCAAGCAGCAGGCCUCUCAGUCCCUGCUGUCCCUGGAGGGCUCGGUCCUCUCACCAUUGCCUCCUCUGCUGUCACUGGAAGAAUGGCCAUUCCUGGGACUGGUGGGAUUCCAGGAAAUUCUGUUCUACUUGUCACAAAUCUCAAUCCUGAUCUUAUCACACCACAUGGACUUUUUAUCCUAUUUGGAGUAUAUGGUGACGUACACCGAGUGAAGAUUAUGUUUAAUAAGAAAGAAAAUGCACUGGUUCAGAUGGCAGAUGCAAAUCAAGCUCAACUAGCAAUGAAUCAUCUGAGUGGGCAGAGACUUUAUGGAAAAGUGCUUCGUGCUACACUCUCCAAGCAUCAAGCAGUUCAGCUUCCUCGGGAGGGACAAGAAGACCAGGGUCUGACUAAGGAUUUUAGCAAUAGUCCUUUGCAUCGCUUUAAAAAACCUGGCUCUAAAAACUUCCAGAAUAUUUUUCCACCAUCAGCCACGUUGCAUCUUUCCAACAUCCCCCCUUCUGUUACAGUGGAUGAUCUGAAGAACCUUUUCACAGAAGCAGGAUGUACAGUGAAAGCUUUUAAAUUCUUCCAGAAAGAUCGCAAAAUGGCACUCAUUCAGUUGGGAUCUGUGGAAGAAGCAAUCCAAGCCCUAAUUGAGCUUCAUAACCACGACCUUGGAGAAAAUCACCACCUCAGAGUUUCCUUCUCAAAAUCAACCAUCUGACUUUCUGUGAAUUUUUCUUCUAGGACUGGACCAUAAUUUCAGGAACCUUUCACACACAGACUUAAGCAACUCAAGACCAAUUCUGCCUCUUUCACAGAAAUUAACUUUCAGAGUUUGUUCGAUAGUCAAGUAUAUUAAAAACAAACAAACAAGGGAUAUUCUUUUUACCAACUAUUCCCCCUACCAGUAUGUGAUCCAAAUCUUGUUUCUUUGUACCAUAAUUUCUAUGAAAAUAACCAUCAAAAAAAUUUUUUUCCAAUAAUUGAAUUUCUUCUGUUAAAUUGGAUUUUAAGAGGACAGGUUUUCUUUCAGUUUGGGUCCAGAUUUGCCUUACACAGCAUUUCUAAACUCCUUUGUACUUUGAAAAAUUUAAGCAGAUACACUUUUUAAAUUAUUUACAAUCAGGUUUUUAACUUGGUGAUUUAGAAGUUUGAUCCCUAACGAAAAUUGUGUUCACUUAUAAAUUGCGUCAGUCAUUAGGCAUAUGUUGCUAAUUAUUAUACAUAAAUUGAAUUAUAUUGGAAGCAGAUUUAUAAAAUUGCAUGUUUUCUUCCAGUGGUUCUUUUUUUCCCCCCACUGUAAGACACUCCUGUGAAUACUGCAUAUGUUUCAACUUUUUACGACUCUAUGGAGAAAUGAAGUGUCUCAGCUGUCCCCAGGGAAAAUAAGUGGACUCCAACCAGGAUCUGUUAGAGGGUCAGCAUAGGUAAUGAUUUUAUUAGGAGAAUCAUGUGGCAAAUUUCAGAAUGAUACUUAUUUGCUGAAUAACGUGGUCUUGAAAACUUUAAAAGAAAAGAAUCCUUAUAAACUACUUGUUAAUAAUUAUUUUCAGAAAAAAAGUUUACAGUCUUAAGGAAAAAUAUUCAGGUCUAUCAUAUGGUUUGACAGAUUUUUUAAAAGUUAUUUUUGGUAAGGUCUUCUUUUAGAAAAAAAAUUAAUCUCAAGGGUUUUGUACCACUAUAAUCUCUAAUACUUAAUUCAAAAUUACUGUGUAUUUACUUAAUUUCUUACGUGCCUUAUUACGUGCUUAUGAAAUGAUAGGUUAGGAUUUUAAGUAUCUUGAAAGCUAUAUGUGGGCUUGGUGAGCGAUUUUUGUCUUUUUGGAUUUUUGUCUUCUCCCUUUUUUGGUGAGGAUUUUAAAGUUACUUUCAUUGCAACUUUAAAAGAUUUUCAGUAAGAGUCUUCAAAUUUUUGGUGCUUCGUGCAGAGACGGGGCAGGGAAAGGGGAAGGGUGAAAGGUCUGGGGAAUGACUCAGUGCACACCUGUAGACAGACAUCUCCGCAUUAGGACCAAGAGCAGUCACUGCCAGGUCCAGUGUACACUUGCAAAAUGCAAUCUCGGUUUCUGAACCUUGUCUAAUCCUUAUCAUUGUAAGAACUUGUCUCAGGAUUACUUGCUUUGUUUUGUUGUUUCCUCUUAACUCACGUGAUAACUUGCCUUUUUUGUUGUUAAUAUAACUUCAUUACUCAGUGCCCACAUACAUGGAGUAUGAGAAAUUGGGUUCUUGCUCACACCUUGGAUUGAAUGUAAGAGUACACUUUAAUGUUACUUCAGUGAUUGUAUGAUUCUUUUUUAAAGAGGAACUUUAUGCUUUUGUUCACUUUUAAGUGCUUAGGUUUUUUUUAAUAGUUUGUCAAAAGGGUUAUUUUUGUCCACUCCUUUUAUACUUUUCAGAUUCUUAGAGUGACUCAUCUCACCUUUUAAAGUAAUAUCUCAAAUCUCUGCUGUAUUUCAGCUGUUAAUUUGAAUGCAGGAAAGUCUUUCUAAAAAUUAAACAAGAAAGUUGAAGAUUACGAAUUUUAAUAGGUUGUUUGAGAAAACAAUUCACUAAGCAGCAAGAGGGGGAACAGAAAGGUAGAUCGAGAUCUUUCAGAUAGAUCAGUUUUAGUGUUCACUGAAUUGAUAUACGAAUUUGUCUAGUUACUAUUCACUUGGGAAAUGUAUUUUUACCAAAGCACUGAGAAAAGCAAGCGAGGGGUUCAGGGUGGGGAAUAUCUAUGAGAAAUCUCCCACAUUUAUUUAUAUAAGCAUGAUUAAAAUUUUCAGUGGCAUGUUAAUUGGAUUAGUUCAUUUACUUUGAGUUAGGAUUUACUGUUGUAAUUUUAAUUCAUUAUUCUCUUAGCAUUUAGUACAAUUGUAGCAUAGUGUAGCAGAAGGGAGAUCAUAAUAGUGUUGAAUAUAGUUUUGAAGUAGGAAAUGGCCUUUAAAUCUAACAGAACAUUUGAAUCCUUUUCAGGGAUUUGUGUAUGUGUGUGUGUGUGUGCGCGUGUUUGUGUGUAGAUAAGUGUAUAUACAUGCAUACGUACACUCGUCUAAUGUUGUACAUACAUAUGCACAUUACAUUUUAAUUUAUUGACAAAGAACAUCAAGAUUUGAGAAAGUGAGGUUUUCUUGUUUGAAAUUGUGUGCUUGAAACCAUCAGUUUUUGUCUAAAAUUAGCUAUAUCAUGUGGAUGUCCACUUUGGUAUGUUUGCUGUUUGAAUUAUAGAGAUCCGCAGUGUUUGUGUUAGCAUGAUUUCUGUAAAAAAGACUUCAGGGUAGUGGAAAAACUAGGUCUUUGUAUAUGUUUGGCAUGUAUUAUUCUUAAUCUCCAAAGCAUUAUUUUAUUUUUGCUGUUAAGCUUAUUUACUUUAUCUUACAAAGUAUUGUCUCAUAACUUUUGGAGGUAUCUUGGCUUUUACACAUAGUGUAAAAUACAUAUAUUCAGGACUUUAAAAAAAAUAGCAGUACAUGCUUAAGACUAGCAAUUUUUGGCAAGACUUUUACUUUGAGAUUUUAAUAAUUUGCAUUACAGUAAAGUGUGUUUUAUGUGAGAUUCAAAUAGGAAAAUGAACUAGUACCCUAAUUAGUAACUUAUUGGAGAAUAUCAGAAUUAUCCAGUUGCUUCCACAGGAUGCCAUAAAUUCAUUAAGACUAAAUCUUUAAUUAUUUGUAUUAAUGUUUCUGAAAGUUGUUUUUAGAGAGAGUGUCUGCCUUAUUUCUUAUGGAAGCGCUUCUUCGGCUCCACCUAGCUAGGUUCUGCGACAGAUGAUUAGAGGGAGCUCAUGAAUAUCUCUGCUCAGGUUUUGUAUAACUUUCAGAGCUUCCAUGUCAUUAGGCAGGAAGAUUUAUACCUAGAACAUAUUACCACGCAAUUUUUCUUCCAUUCCCACUAACGUUUUAGGACAGAUGUCCCCGUGAGUCACUUGAGUAAGUUAAAUAAAAGUCCAACUUUGCCAAACUAUAAGCCUCUUAGAAAACCUAACACGUACUGCUAUUUUUAAAUCAAAACAAUGAAAGACAGUAUGACUAUGUGUAAAAGCAUUUUCUUAGCAUUUUUUUGUCUUGUUCUGUUGUUAAGAAUAAAACUGCCGGACUUAAAAUAUUCUACUAUUGUGCUAAAAUAAAUGAAGUUAGAUUGCACAAAUUUUUUUCCUUUAAAGAAAAUGGAACUUAGUUGUCUUGAAAGAAUUGUGUUGUUAUCUACAAGAUUAUUUGCGGUCUUUCCAGAGCAAAUUCUAAUGGCUUGUUAUGAAUGGUUUAAAAACUAGAAAGUUACAAAAAUACUAGUUUUGAA
This is a messenger RNA of Sorex fumeus (smoky shrew), 5270 nucleotides long. It is a transcript of the gene PTBP3, whose product is annotated as polypyrimidine tract binding protein 3. The transcript is spliced from 14 exons. Bases 142 to 1713 code for a protein of 523 amino acids. Gene Ontology annotation, cellular component: nucleus. The record is from RefSeq and is a predicted model, not a curated record. Gene Ontology annotation, biological process: regulation of RNA splicing; mRNA processing. Lineage: Eukaryota; Metazoa; Chordata; Mammalia; Eulipotyphla; Soricidae. Gene Ontology annotation, molecular function: mRNA binding.